Paramacrobiotus metropolitanus is the source of this 2446-nucleotide messenger RNA. RefSeq lists its product as uncharacterized. NCBI's taxonomy places the organism in Eukaryota, Metazoa, Tardigrada, Eutardigrada, Parachela, Macrobiotidae. The record is from RefSeq and is a predicted model, not a curated record. The coding region runs from base 181 to 2127 and encodes 648 amino acids. The transcript has 2 exons.
CUUAAUACAGUUGCAUAUAUAAAAAAGUGACCUUUGUUACUUUUUAUAUAUAUAAAGUGUAUUUGUAUAUAUAAAAAGUGGUCUGUUAAUAAUUUUCGUGUAUAUUAUAUGCAAAGCAUAUAUAAAAAGUGACCUUUUGCAAUUUUGUGUAUAUAUAAAGUUGCCGUUUAUAUUUUCGCCAUGUGUAUCAGCAAAUCCGGGGACGCGGCCGUCCAGCCGAGCCCGUCCAUCUCGGAGCUGGCCAAGCAGAGUCUGUACUUCGCCUACAUCACGCAGGACCACGGCCACGCCCACCACGCCCCCUUUUCCCUGCCCUUCCUCCGCGCCAAAGCCAAGGACGAGGCGCGACUCCUCCCAAAAGGUCACCAUGCCGAGAUCGAGCCCGACGACGUCCUCCUGGUCAAACGCAAGGAGCCCCUCCCGGCGCCGGACACCUUCAUCACCGUCGACCUCCAGAACCCCGCGAAGACCCUGGAGGUCGUCCAACCGGAGGUCGCGGCGCCGGAAGUCCCGGUGAAGGCGGGGAACCGGCGUUUCCGGUGGAAUCUGUUGUGGUUCGCGGUGUUUUGCGUCGGGUUCGUGCCGCUGCCGUUGUGGCUGUCGGCGGUGUCCUGCGUGGGCGGGUACCUCGCCUCCUGCAUCGUGACGGUGUGGAUGUCCGUCGUGAUGCUGGUGUGUGUCGGGAACGCCAGCUGGACGAUGGUGCGCAUGUUCCGCGCCAAGAACAAGUCCUGGCUGGAGCACUACCCGUCCCCGGAGGCCGGACAGCAGUUGGUACAUUUAGUGAUCAUGGCCGGGUACAAGGAGCCCCUCCCGCUGAUGUGCAACACCCUGGACACCUUCCGGCAGCAGACAGUCCGGGAGCGGUUGUGCGUGGUGGUCGGACUGGAGGAGAAGACCCCGGAGUUCGCCGCCAAGAAGGCCGAGCUCCUGAAACGCUAUUCAGGGGACUUCCUGGACCUCCUGGUCACCCAGCACCCCUUCGGCGUCCCCGGCGAGAUCCCCGGCAAGUGCAGCAACAGCAAUUACGCCGCGCGGCAGGCCGUCGCCGCGAUGCAGCGCAGCGGGACCAUGUCCGGGGCCGUCGACGCCGGAUUGGUGACGGUGACCUUAUGCGACACCGACAACCUCUUCCCGCCGCGCUACUUCGAGUACCUGGGCUACGACUUCCUGCGGCGCCAGCCGGACGCCGACCGGCACGAGGUGGUGUGGCAGGCGCCGCUCUUAUACAACUACGACCUGGACAAGCGCCCCUUCUUCGUGCGGGUCACCGGGAUCCUCCGGGGCCUCUUCAUGAUGGGCAUGCUCAUCCCGCAGGACAUCAACACCAUGUCCUGCUUCUCCAUGAGCCUUAAUCUCCUCAUCGCCGGCGACUACAUCCAUCCAGGCUACCAGAUGGACGACAUCAUCUGCACCCUGCACCGCAUGAUCGCCCUGCACAAGCGCAUCCGCAUCCCGCUGAUCCCCUACCCGGUGGUCAGCGGCCCCACCUCCGGCGUCGACCUCCGCCAGGAGGUCACCGAGUGGGCGCGGCAGGCGCGGCGGUGGACCAUCGGGGCGGCGGAGGUCUUCCACUACUUCUGCGUCAAAUGGCGCAGCUUCGACGGCUGGUCGGGGGUGCGCUACGGCGUGACCUUUACCCACUACUACGGCUUCGUCAUCUGCGGGAUGUCGCUCUUCUCCUUCACCAGCCUCGUCGCCUCAGCGGGCUACCACGGCGCCGGGGUGUGCGACGCGUCGGUCUACCUGGCGCCCCUGUCCCCCUACCUCAUGUACGCGCCCCUGGGGGGCGUGGCCUUCUCCUACGUCAUUUACCUAUGGGCCUUCAUCCUGGACGCCGUGGCCACCCGCGGACUGUUGAAUCUCCGGGAGGACAUCGGUUUUCUACGGAACGUCCUGCACUGGGCGGUGGCGCCGCUGGUGCUGCUGGCGUACAGCGCCGUGGAGUACUACGCCAUCUGCGAGGUGGCGCUGCGGGGCAAGGAGGUGUGCAAGCACGGCGCCAGCAAGAAGGACGGCCUGGCCACGCCCCCUUCCUCCGCCGGGUCUCCGGCGUCGUCCACUUCCGUGUCGACGAUCUCCCUCGACAUGAUUCAUCCGCAGUUAGCCAAGCCGGGAAAAUACUAAACUGUGACCUUUAUGUAUAUUUAAAUAUAUGCGCGUAAAAAAACUGACCAGAGUCUUUCCGCCGCCGGUGGGCAGUUUGCGGUGUUCAACUGUCUCGGCGUGUCAUGAUCAUUCAAUAGAACCUCGUUCAUAUAUGCAGCUGAUUUUAAUUAAAUGCUUUACAUUUAAAUUGCGCCAAUAUAUGUAUGGGAAAGCGAAAUGUGUUCGGGAAAUCAAAAUUCAUAAAUGGAAUUUUUUGUGAGCGAUGCUCGUCUCUGCAACCAUUGUGAAUAAAUAUGUGCGAAAUUCUGCAAAAAUAUACUGUAAUUUACUACUCUGU